AUACCCAUUCCAUCGAUCGAUCGAUCGGUAGCCAUCGAUGUCAUCAGUUGCAAUUCCAAAGUGUAUCUUUUCGAUGUGUGACGGCGGCCGACCGGAAGCACCUGUGCCUCCCACGGUAAGCGGCAAGCAGUUCGGGGCCGGCAACGAAGCGGGCGAAGACGCCGGCGGCGGGACGACGCUGCGGCCGAGAGGAUGGAUGGCCGUCAUGUUCAUCAUCGGAUUCUUCACGGCGACGGCCAUGGCGUUCAGCGCCUUCUCCCAGCCCAUCACCAACUACCUCAUCAAGCACUACAGCAUGAAGGCGAACGCGGCGACAGACCUGGCUAAUAUCUUCAGCGGCACCUCCAACUUCUCCCCGGUGGUCGGAGCCUUCGUCGCCGACGCAUUUUGUGGCAGGUUCUGGACUUUGCUGUUCGGAACCAUAGCCGGCUUCCUUGGAAUGGUGGCGAUCACACUGACCGCGACGAUCCAUCAGCUCAAGCCGCCAUCAUGCGGCGUCCUGGCGCGGCAAGCCGGCACGUGCGCGGGCCCGUCGGGCCUCCAGCGCGCUGUGCUGUACAUCGCCAUGGGGCUGCUCGUCGUCGGCACGGGCGCCACGAGUCCGACCAGCCUGCCAUUUGGCGCGGACCAGUUUGAUGAGAGGCGCCACAAGGAAGGGCUCAGACGCUACUACAGCGGGUACUACGUCGUCACCAUGAUGGCCACGUUCCUGGCGCUCACCGUCAUAGCGUACGUCCAGGACAAGGUGAGCUGGGGCCUUGGCUUUGCAAUCCCAACGGCUCUCAUGCUGGCCACCUUUGUCGUGUUCCUCGUCGGCACGCCGUGGUACGUCUACGUGCUGCCCGAGGGCAGCAUCUUCGCUAGCGUCGCGCGGGUGGCCGUCGCAUCUUGCCGGAAGUGGCGGCUCCGGCUGCCGCACCCCAACGACGCGCAGCGGCAGGAGGCGCUACUCUAUAGCGACCCCCCUCCCGCCGCCGGCCGCGUUGUAGACUUCAGGCUCCCGCUCACGCUGCAACUCAGCUUUCUAAACAAGGCUGCCAUGGUGACCGACGCCGACGAGAAGCGGCCCGACGGGUUCCCGGCGCGGCCGUGGAAACUUUGCAGCGUACAGCAGGUGGAGGAGGUGAAGUGCAUCGUAAAGAUCAUUCCCAUAUGGAUCUCCGGCGUGUUGUGGUUCAUCGGCAUGGUAGAGAUUUCCAACUACACGUUUCUGCAGGUUCUUACCAUGGACCUCCACAUGGGCAAGAGCUUCUCCAUCCCGCCGGUGUCGAUAUUCGCCAUAUUCUACCUCUCCGUUGCGCUCUUCCUUCCCAUUUACGAGCUACUCAUCGCCCCGGUCGCGCAGCGGCUAACCAAGACAGAGGGCGGCCUCACCUUGCUGCAGAGGCAGGGCGUCGGGUUAGCGAUCAGCGUGCUGCCCUUCCUGAUCGCAGCCAUGGUGGAGCGCCGGCGUAGGGACUCCGCGCUGGGACACGGUGGAACGUCGCCACAGUCCGUGUUCCUCGUCGCACCGCAGCUCGUGGUGAUGGGCUUGUCCGCGGCGUUCAGCAUGGUCGGGCAGAUGGAGUUCUACAACACUCAGUUCCCGCACCAGAUGCGCACGCUCGGGAACGCAGCUUUCUACUGCGCCCAGGGCGCCGGCAACUAUCUGGCCACGCUGGUGGUGAAGGUCGUGAACACGAGGACGAGGCUGCCUGGCGGUGGCGGAUGGGUCAGCGACGACAUCAACACAGGGAGGCUGGACUACUUCUACUACUCCAUGGCCGUGUUCGGCGCGGUCAACCUCGUCUACUUCCUCGUCUGCUCCAACUUCUAUCGGUACAAGGACCAGUAGGCGGACCAUUCUCCGGCUAUCGUAUGUGUGGUGUCAUCGACACUUCGUGUAAAUUAAAGAUCCUUCUACUCUCAGCUCGGGCUAGAAUCUGGGCCAACACUGCUGUGCCUAGGCCUGUUCAGAUAAACAUCAGGAUGUGGCCAUGGAGAGGGGGCUUGGAACGGAUGUCAUCGGCCUGAACCAGACUCUGCUUCGUCUUUCUCCUCGGUUCCUCUCUCCAUCCUCUAAUCCUUUGGUUCCAUGAUUGUAGCUACACUUGUUGAGUCCCAUUAUCAAAAAAAAAAAAAAAAGCUACACUUGUUGAGUGAAUUCGAAGAUUGAGAGCUAGGGUGCUAACAGAAAAGUACUUGUACGAGUGGAUAGUGAAGCCGCUCUCCUGAGAUAGGUGCAUUGAGUGUUGUAGGUGUGUAACUGAUAAAAUACUGUGAUUAGUUUAUUACACCAUUCAUGG
Molecule: messenger RNA, 2285 nt
Organism: Lolium perenne
Lineage: Eukaryota; Viridiplantae; Streptophyta; Magnoliopsida; Poales; Poaceae
Product: protein NRT1/ PTR FAMILY 2.13
Biological process (GO): transmembrane transport
Cellular component (GO): membrane
Molecular function (GO): transmembrane transporter activity
Source: RefSeq, a predicted model, not a curated record